AUAAAAUGUGUGCUCAACGACUAAGGGGAGACAUGGAGGUACCUGAACACCUACAACACCUACAACACCGUCGACACCUCCCUUGUGUUCUUCUUCUCCAGAUUCCCAACACACGAAGUACACACCACCAACUGUACUCAUAUUCCUCCAUACCAUGAUCUUAUCUCUACUCAAGGAGGGCGAGGCCAGAGUCGAGGAUACCUUGCACAAGGGCUAUGCCCCGCCAUCCUUUUCGCACAACUUGGAGCUCAUAUUCAUCCAGGACAACAGGAGUGCAGCUUCCCUUUCGAUGAAGACCAAGAUUGCGAGCACGAGCGAGAGAGCUGCACGUCUGCGCACAUUGGAGCCGCCAACGUUACUCUGGUGGGCUACGGCAUUUCCUAUGAGGGAGUGGUCCGGAGGGAGGAAGAUCAACAGCAACACAUUCGAUUCCCUGCUCAGGCACGCGUCUCGACAGACAGCUUAUUCGCCGUCACUGCGGGCAGUGCUAUGGGAUGACAUGGAACAUUUGAGGCAAAAACAUCCAUCUUGUGAGAUGCUGCAAGAGUUCUUAAGUGGUCAGUGCGGGGACGUAAUUUAAUAUUAGUACUGUUGUCGGGUUUCCUAGAAUAGACGCAACUAACUGCAGUCUAGCUAUUAUGCAGCAGGACCUUGUAAAUGACGGUAAAGGAAUUCCAACAGCCAUUCAAGGUAUGUUUGAAGCAUUUGAUGGCCACGCGAAUAAUUGUUAAACUGUUAAACUGUAGCAUUAUCACAGGAAGGUCGAUACAUCAGUCUCACCGGGGCUCGAUAUGAUUGUCUCCCCAAACUUCCCGACCUGCUCCGCUACGGCAUUGAAUGUUCACGAAAAUACCAGGAAGAGACAAACAAUCCUCCCCUGAUUUCAACGGCACUUGAGAUAUUUCUGCCCCUAGAUCCAAAUGAGGAUGAGGCAUACGCAGUAGUGCCUAUUUGUACAAGGGAAGCUUGGCACAUAAUGCAGGAGCUCAAGAUGAUCGAGGAAGAACCGUGUUACUAGAAGGGCGUCAUGCGCGCGUUUCUACUCGUUGGAUUUGUUCUUGUCUAUUUAGCCUUUGUUAUGGUAUUUUUUAGAGAAGAAAGAUGAG
Molecule: messenger RNA, 1106 nt
Organism: Hymenoscyphus albidus
Lineage: Eukaryota; Fungi; Ascomycota; Leotiomycetes; Helotiales; Helotiaceae
Source: the annotation of a GenBank genome assembly